CUAGUGUCUGCCCUGCUCAGUGAAUGGAGAGCGCGAGCGCCGGCCAGCUCGCCCUGCCGCCCUGUGCCCCGGCCGCUGACGCGGGACUCCCGAGCCCAGCCCCAAGCCGGACCUCCCCGGGCUCCGUGCCCCACUGCUCCAGCCCCAGGACCCCGACCCGGCCCUCGCUCCGGGCCGCGGGCCAGAGGGGACAGGGGGCGCUCGGUACCUGGGCACUCCGGACGAUGCGCAGCGGGGCAGCGCCAGCCCCGCCGAUGGAGCUGCUGCUGCCGCCGCCGCCCGGCGCGCCCCGCUCCGCCCGCGCCCCGUGCGCCUGAGCGCCGAGCUCCUCCUCCGCGCCCACUCCACCGCCCGCUCCCCAGGCCGCCCGCGCUCCCCCGAGCCGCUCCGGGCUUCAAGCGUCUUGCCCCGCCGAGGCAGCCUCCUCCGGGCGCGGGCCCCUGCACACCAUGGCCCCCGGGCGGACAGGGUCCGGCGCCGCUGUGUGCGCCCGCCUGGCGCUGGCCUUGGCGCUGGCGAGCGUCCUGAGCGGGCCCCGCGCCGCCGCCUGCCCCACCAAGUGUACCUGCUCCGCCGCCAGCGUGGACUGCCACGGGCUGGGCCUCCGGGCGGUUCCCCGGGGCAUCCCCCGCAACGCCGAACGCCUUGACCUGGACAGAAAUAAUAUCACCAGGAUCACCAAGAUGGACUUCGCUGGACUUAAGAACCUCCGAGUCUUGCAUCUGGAAGACAACCAGGUCAGCGUCAUCGAGAGAGGCGCCUUCCAGGAUCUGAAGCAGCUGGAGCGAUUGCGUCUGAACAAGAAUAAGCUCCAAGUGCUUCCAGAACUGCUCUUCCAGAGCACACCGAAGCUCACCAGACUAGACCUGAGCGAAAACCAGAUCCUGGGCAUCCCAAGGAAGGCUUUCCGCGGCAUCGCCGACGUGAAGAACCUGCAACUGGACAACAACCACAUCAGCUGCAUUGAAGAUGGAGCCUUCCGAGCGCUGCGCGACUUGGAAAUCCUCACACUCAACAACAACAACAUCAGCCGCAUCCUGGUCACCAGCUUCAACCACAUGCCAAAGAUUCGGACCCUGCGCCUCCACUCCAACCACUUGUACUGCGACUGCCACCUGGCCUGGCUCUCCGAUUGGCUGCGACAGCGGCGGACGAUUGGCCAGUUCACACUGUGCAUGGCUCCUGUGCACCUGAGGGGCUUCAACGUGGCAGAUGUGCAGAAGAAGGAGUAUGUGUGCCCAGGCCCCCACUCGGAACCUCCAUCCUGCAAUGCCAACUCCAUCUCCUGCCCGUCAGCCUGCACUUGCAGCAAUAACAUCGUGGACUGCCGAGGGAAGGGCUUGACGGAGAUCCCCGCCAACUUGCCAGAGGGCAUCGUGGAAAUACGCCUGGAACAGAACUCCAUCAAAGCCAUUCCUGCCGGAGCCUUCAGCCAGUACAAGAAGCUGAAGCGAAUAGACAUCAGCAAGAAUCAGAUAUCGGACAUUGCCCCAGAUGCCUUCCAGGGGCUGAAAUCACUCACGUCGCUGGUGCUCUAUGGGAACAAGAUCACCGAGAUCGCCAAGGGACUGUUUGAUGGGCUGGUGUCCCUACAGCUGCUCCUGCUCAACGCCAACAAGAUCAACUGCCUGCGGGUGAACACGUUCCAGGACCUGCAGAACCUCAACCUGCUCUCGCUGUACGACAACAAGCUGCAGACCAUCAGCAAGGGGCUCUUCGCCCCCCUGCAGGCCAUCCAGACGCUCCACUUAGCCCAAAACCCCUUUGUGUGUGACUGCCACUUGAAGUGGCUGGCCGACUACCUCCAGGACAACCCCAUCGAGACAAGCGGGGCCCGCUGCAGCAGCCCUCGCCGGCUGGCCAACAAGCGCAUCAGCCAGAUCAAGAGCAAGAAGUUCCGCUGCUCAGGCUCCGAGGAUUACCGCAGCAGGUUCAGCAGCGACUGCUUCAUGGACCUCGUGUGCCCCGACAAGUGUCGCUGUGAGGGCACCAUUGUGGACUGCUCCAACCAGAAGCUGGCCCGCAUCCCUAGCCACCUCCCCGAAUACGUCACCGACCUGCGACUGAACGACAAUGAGAUAUCUGUUUUAGAGGCCACUGGUAUCUUCAAGAAGCUGCCCAACCUGCGGAAAAUAAACCUGAGUAACAACAAGAUCAAGGAGGUGAGAGAGGGCGCCUUUGACGGAGCCGCGGGUGUGCAGGAGCUGAUGCUGACAGGGAACCAGCUGGAGACGGUGCACGGACGCAUGUUCCGUGGCCUCAGUGGCCUCAAGACCCUGAUGCUGAGGAGUAACCUGGUCAGCUGUGUGAGCAAUGAUACCUUUGCUGGCCUGAGCUCAGUGCGACUGCUGUCCCUCUAUGACAAUCGCAUCACCACCAUCACCCCCGGAGCCUUCACCACGCUCGUCUCCCUGUCCACCAUAAACCUCCUGUCCAACCCCUUCAACUGCAACUGCCACCUGGCCUGGCUCGGCAAGUGGCUGAGGAAGAGGCGGGUCGUCAGCGGGAACCCCCGGUGCCAGAAGCCAUUCUUCCUCAAGGAGAUUCCUAUCCAGGAUGUGGCCAUCCAGGACUUCACCUGCGAAGGCAACGAUGAGAGCAGCUGCCACCUGGGCCCACGCUGCCCCGAGCAGUGCACCUGCGUGGAGACGCUCGUGCGAUGCAGCAACAAGGGGCUGCGUGCCCUCCCCAAAGGCAUCCCCAAGGACGUGACUGAGCUGUACCUGGAAGGAAACCACCUAACGGCCGUGCCCAGAGAGCUGUCCGCCCUCCGACACCUGACACUUAUUGACCUGAGCAACAACAGCAUCGGCGUGCUGACCAAUUACACCUUCAGUAACAUGUCUCACCUCUCCACCCUGAUCCUGAGCUACAACCGGCUGCGGUGCCUCCCCGUGCACGCCUUCAAGGGGCUGCGGUCCCUCCGAGUGCUAACCCUCCAUGGCAAUGACAUUUCCAGCGUUCCCGAAGGCUCCUUCAGCGACCUGGCAUCUCUGUCCCACCUGGCGCUGGGAACCAACCCGCUGCACUGUGACUGCAACCUGCGCUGGCUGUCGGAGUGGGUGAAGGCGGGGUACAAGGAGCCUGGCAUCGCCCGCUGCAGCAGCCCCGAGCCCAUGGCGGACAGACUUCUGCUCACCACCCCCACCCACCGAUUCCAGUGCAAAGGGCCAGUGGACAUCAACAUCGUGGCCAAGUGCAAUGCCUGCCUCUCCAGCCCAUGCAAGAACAAUGGGACAUGUAGCCAGGACCCUGUGGAGCUGUACCACUGCGCCUGCCCCUAUGGCUACAAGGGCAAAGACUGCACCGUGCCCAUCAACACCUGCAUCCAGAACCCCUGUCAGCACGGAGGCACCUGCCAUCUGAGCGAGAGCCACAAGGACGGGUUCAGCUGCUCUUGCCCUCUGGGCUUUGAGGGGCAACGGUGUGAGAUCAACCCAGACGACUGUGAGGACAACGACUGCGAGAACAAUGCCACCUGUGUGGAUGGGAUCAACAACUACGUGUGUGUCUGCCCACCUAACUACACAGAGAAGGAAGAGCCACCCUCCGGAUCCUCCUCUGAGCUGCUCCCCGGGAGCCGCAACCCAGGCAGCCUUCUCACAUCCCCCACCCCACCCCCACCCCGAGAGACCGUCCACAGCGAGUCUUCCUCUCCAAGAUCGCUCUCCCCCUGGUGCGAGUGUGCCCCUGGCUACAGCGGGAAGCUGUGCGAGGUGGACAGUGACGACUGCGUGGCCCACAGGUGCCGCCAUGGGGCCCAGUGCCUGGACGCGGUCAAUGGCUACACGUGCGUCUGCCCCCAGGGCUUCAGCGGGCUCUUCUGCGAGCACCCCCCGCCCAUGGUCCUGCUGCAGACCAGCCCCUGCGACCAGUACGAGUGCCAGAACGGGGCCCAGUGCAUCGUGGUGCAGCAGGAGCCUGCCUGCCGCUGCCCGCCGGGCUUCGCCGGCCCUCGGUGUGAGAAGCUCAUCACCGUCAACUUUGUGGGCAAGGACUCCUACGUGGAACUGGCCUCCGCCAAGGUCCGGCCCCAGGCCAACAUCUCCCUGCAGGUGGCCACAGACAAGGACAACGGCAUCCUUCUCUACAAAGGGGACAACGACCCCCUGGCACUGGAGCUGUACCAAGGCCACGUGAGGCUCGUCUACGACAGCCUGAGCUCCCCGCCAACCACGGUGUACAGCGUGGAGACCGUGAAUGAUGGGCAGUUUCACAGCGUGGAGCUGGUGAUGCUAAACCAGACCCUGAACCUCGUGGUGGAUAAAGGAGCCCCCAAGAGCCUGGGAAAACUCCAGAAGCAGCCGGCAGUGGGCCUCAACAGCCCCCUCUACCUUGGAGGCAUCCCCACCUCCACGGGGCUCUCGGCCUUGCGCCAGGGCACGGACCGGCCGCUGGGCGGCUUCCACGGCUGCAUCCACGAGGUGCGCAUCAACAACGAGCUGCAGGACUUCAAGGCGCUCCCGCCGCAGGCCCUGGGGGUCUCGCCCGGCUGCAAAUCCUGCAGCGUGUGCAAGCACGGCCUGUGCCGCUCGGUGGAGAAGGACAGUGUGGUGUGCGAGUGCCACCCGGGCUGGACGGGCCCGCUGUGCGACCAGGAGGCCCGCGACCCCUGCCUCGGCCACAGCUGCAACCACGGGAAAUGUGUGGUGACGGGGACCUCGUACAUGUGCAAGUGUGCGGAGGGCUACGGAGGGACCUUGUGUGACCACAAGAACGACUCCGCCAACGCCUGCUCUGCCUUCAAGUGUCACUACGGGCAGUGCCACAUCUCAGAUCGAGGGGAGCCCUACUGCCUGUGUCAGCCCGGCUUUAGUGGGGAGCACUGCGAACAAGAGAAUCCAUGCCUGGGAGAGGUAGUCCGAGAGGCCAUCCGCCGCCAGAAAGGUUAUGCAUCAUGUGCCACCGCCUCCAAGGUGCCUGUCAUGGAAUGCCGCGGGGGCUGCGGGCCCCAGUGCUGCCAGCCGACCCGCAGCAAGCGGCGGAAAUACGUCUUCCAGUGCACAGACGGCUCCUCGUUCGUGGAAGAGGUGGAGCGGCACUUAGAGUGCAGCUGCGGCCCGUGCACCUGAGCUGCCGGCCGGCCGGGCCUCGCGGACUCCAGCGCUGGCUUGGGACAGCCACGUGGGACCCCCACCUCGAGAUUCGGAGUCAAGCGGUAGAAGCUGGAGAGGAAAAGAAGAGAAUAUUAAGUAUAUUGUAAAAUAAACAAAAAAUAGAACUUAUUUUUAUUAUGGAAAGUGACUAUUUUCAUCUUUUAUUAUAUAAAUAUAUCACACCGUCUGACUAUAUGUACCAUAUAGUGAGUUAUUUUUACCGAGUUUUUUGUCUGGUGUUGUGUAUUUGUCGUGUUUUAUAUAAACAGCUUUUAAAAAUUCUAAGAAAAAAGUAAUAAAAAUGUUUUAACACAAAAGGAGAAGAAUAAAGAAGUGGUAGCCUGUCUUGAGGAGGAAGAGUGUGUACGUUUAUGAAACGCUAUCAUGUCAGCAGAGACCUACACCUGCUCGUCAGCUCAGGAAAAGGAAUAGAAGGGAGAGAGGGAAGGACAAUCUUUUCUUUGUUUCUUCUUAUUUUUAGUAACCUGUUUUUCUUCCCUAAAAGCUUUCCAGUCCUGCUUGUCGGCGUCUAGGAUGCCCGGUUCUUCCCGGGAAGGCUGCUGGGCUCUGGCCUGCGCUGUGACCUCAAAGAAACCGCUGCCUCUGCCCGCCCCAGACCCCCUGCAGGCGCAGACCCUGCAGACCCUGCUCUCCCUCCCGACGGGCCCUGGGCUCCAUUACAAAACUAUCUGCGCUCACACACGAGCUUCAUCUGAGCCUGUGCUGCCAAACCUUAGACUGGCUGCUCUUUUCCUGCCCCCACCGCCCAGCCCGCCCCAGCCACCAGCCCUCCCUCUGACGGCUCGGAGCCGCUCUCCUCCCUGCGGCCACUGUCACACUGGACUGUGACGCCAGGGCUGCUGGGACGAGGCACGGACCCAAGCCUGCCCACAGCCCUGGUAGAAGUCCGGCUCUGGAACGUUCUUGCUAUGGGACAGACAGCCAGGCCUUUACCUGCUCCCCCAGGCCACUGUCAUAAGGACAAGGACCGCUUGCCCGCCUGACCAUUUUCCAGUGCAUGUUGGCACCGCCCCUUAUUUUAUUCAUGUAACUCCUGCCCCCAGGAAGAGUAAAGCAACAUGACCCCAUUUCACAGAUAAGGACACCGAGGCCUCUCUGUAACUUGCCUUAAGCUACGCAUCUGCUACAUGGAAGAGCCAGGCCCAGUGCCCAGACUCAAAGCUCUAGAUUCCGCCUCCAGACUGGCAUAAACACGGGAGAUUUGGGCAGUUUAAGGUCAUCGAGGGAGCCCACCAGAAAUGAAAGUGGAUGUUUUUCCUGCUAUUUUUCCUGCUUUCGUCCGGUCUUGUUCUGCUUCCCUAGCAGCCAGAAAGAUUCUAGACAAAGGGUUGUAGGUACCGGGGUGUGAGCAAAGGCAGCCCUAACUCCACUCCAACAGCUGCCAGCCCUCCUGAAGGGGACCUGCCGCUCCCCCGUCAGGCUCCGCAGCUCACACCAGCUCCCGGUCCCCGGUCACCCACCUCUCCUUCCCCCAGGGGCCUCCCCUGCAGAAGUGGCAGGAAGGAGACCUUCCAGCUCGGAGGGUCCACAGCGGCACCUAGUGGAUCUGUGACGACCAAGGGGGACAAAGGCUCCAAGAAUCCAGAAGGAAGGAAGACAGAGGAGCACAAGGCAAGUGGCAGAUAGGGAGGAAAAGGAGGGAGGAAGGAAGAAUCGAAGGAAGAGAAGGAGGGAGGGAAGGACAGGACGGAGCAAUUUACUUAAAAAUACGUUUGUAUACAUGACGUUCCACGUUCGGACUGGUUUCAAAUGCUAACCGCCAGAUUUACUUAAUAUUUACUACAUUAUACAUCAGACACCAUUCUACUUUUUUUUCACUUAAUUUUCAAAACAACUCUGUAGUAAACACAUGACUAACCCAUUUUACGGUUGGCUACAUGGGGGCACGGGGAAGUUACGGAACUUUCACAAGAGCAGCUAAUUGUUGAGCCAGGAUUUGGGCCCAGGCUGACUCCAGAACGCAUUCCUCAUGGGAAGGAGGCACGUCCUAGCCUUUAAGGAUCCUACCGUCCAGGGCAGAAAGAGUCGUGGGAAAGCACAGUUGCGUUAGUAUAUGAGUUUCCUAAUGGGAGGGUAAACCAGGGCAGUGGCUGACCAGAGCACAGAUUUCCCAAUCCUGGGUCUUCAAGGAUGACUAGGAGUUUGCCAGGAGACAAGAAAGGAAGUUGAAUUUUGCAGAGGAUGGCCUAUGAAAAAGCAGCAAAAUACGAAAAGGCCUGAUGAGAUGUUUGUGGAGCAGGCAGAGGUCUGAGGCAGCAGGAGUGUGGCAUGCGCACUGCAGAGCAGAGGGAAGUGGGGAGGACAGGAAAACGGGUUUGACCACAAAGAGCCACGUGCCGCAGGCCAGCUCACGAGCCCAGUAGGGUUUGGAGCAGGAGGGAUAGCAAGACAAGCUCUGUUUUAGAAAAAGAACUGGUGGCAAAGCAGAGAAAAGCCUGGAAGAGGAGACAGGGCUCUGCCACCCAAAAUGGCUUUGGGGCUCCCCGGCUGUAUUGACAAUGCUGAUUUCCAGCUGGGUCACAACAGUCUGGGGUAGCUCAGAAGGGCUGCCCUGCAGGGGGUGUCCUGGGAUCUGCCCAACAACCCUCCCGCCCCCAUGCUCCACCGCCCACUCCGACUGACCAGGCAGGUGGAGCUGAGCCUAAUUCCACCACCAGCUCUCCUCAAUAGCCUCCGCCCACCCGGCCCACAGCCCAGUCAGCCCACCAUCUCGACAGCCCCGCCCAGGCUGUCUGGAAGGACUCGCCAGGCUGUGGCUUGCCCUCUGCCUCCUCAAGGAAUCCACGGCCUCUCUCUGCCAGUCACCUCCUGGGCCCGACCCCGAGCCCAGCCACAGUCCACCAAGGCAGCCAAAACGACCAGGUUCCUCCCCUCAGUGUGGUUUGGGGGUGCCUAUGAGUCUUCUCUCAGUUUUGGAAGCCCUGACUUUACAAAGUGCCAAAUGCAAAACCGUUAAAGAAAUCCUCCCUACUAGGAAGUUUCUGCAACAAAUGGAGAUUAAAAUUCCCUUACUUGAGCAGCAAAAUUCUAGAAGCAAAGUCCCACGGGGAGGGAAGAGUUCAGUUAGGUAAUUUUCAUGUUGGAUGGGUCGGUGUUUGUGUGGGGGCAUUGCACGUGUACAGAAAGGGAGCCGGGGCUGUUUUCCCCUGAGCAGGAUUCAGGGCAGCAGGGAGGGAGGGUCCUUUUUUUCAGCUCAACCAAGGGACCCUAAAAUGACGGAUGAGAUGAUGUAUUUAAAAGCUCUUGUAAAGUGUAAACUAAAAACCUUACAUGUAAGAUGCUGUUGUUAUCAUUACUGUUGUUGUUGCUGUUAUUGACAUGCCCGACAUUCCUUUGUGGAAGAUGGCUUUGCCUUUCCAAUCUCAUAGGAAGACACCCAAGUCUCAUCCUUCAGAAAGACGGCAGACAGGAAGACAAGGACAGGGGCAAGGAAUGGGAGGUCUCCCAGGGCCAGAGAAGGGAGAAACUCCCCCAGGAUGACCCUCAGGAAGCCGGGAGUGCCUAAAACAGGGGCUGAGCUAACCGUGCCCUUCACCACAUACAAAUCUAUCACCAGCUGAUUCCUAAGUCCAAGCUGUCACCCACUGCCUCUGCUGGGAGCAGAAGCCCCUCGCGUAAAUGAACCCACCCCUCAAAGACUCACAGUGUCCCAGGUUUCAGAGCUGGAGGAACUGAGGGGGUCCCUGGUGGGUGGGCAAACUGAGAAUCAGAGAAACAGUGUCUAGACCAGAGACCAAGGUCACCCAGCAAAUUAACACCAGCAGCGGGAAUAGUCUACCCAGCCCAGAGUUCCUCCAGCUACUCGGCAGUGGGCACCCAGGUGGCGUGAGGCCUGAGACAGACCCUCCAACACCUGCUGGGUGGCCAGGAAAGUAUCCCCACUUCCUCCACAGCCUUCUCCCCGAGCACUCAGAUGGCUGGGAAGCUGCGGCAUUGUCUGGCUUGGCAGCACUUACCCACCUUUUCCACUCUGGGUAAAGCGGUGCCACAGGACACACUUGGGGAAAGUAGAGAGAUGCCAGCUAGCUGGGACCGGCAAAGACAGAAUUGAGCAUUUGGCAAAGCCUAUUUCUCUAACUCAACAAUAGGUUCUAAGAGAAAAAAAUAUGAAGAUGUUUUUUAAAACAAUGUUAUAAUGCCAAUUCCCCAGUAUGGGAUAAAUAAUGUGCAUUUUUUUUUCAACAGACUGUAAUAUUCUGAUGUCAUUAAAAUAAAUGGAUGAGUUACAUACAGGAGAGCUCUCAGAUGCUCUUGUGAAUCCCAUAAGCUCA
This is a messenger RNA of Hipposideros armiger (great roundleaf bat), 9388 nucleotides long. It is a transcript of the gene SLIT3, whose product is annotated as slit guidance ligand 3. Gene Ontology annotation, biological process: negative chemotaxis; axon guidance. Gene Ontology annotation, molecular function: Roundabout binding; calcium ion binding; heparin binding. Bases 450 to 5072 code for a protein of 1540 amino acids. NCBI's taxonomy places the organism in Eukaryota, Metazoa, Chordata, Mammalia, Chiroptera, Hipposideridae. The transcript is spliced from 37 exons. The record is from RefSeq and is a predicted model, not a curated record.